AUGGAUUUAAUAAACUCAACUGAACAAAACGGUACAUCAGAAGAACUAUUCAAAUGGGUGACAUCCAAGAUUCUCAUUUCCAUUACCCUGUCUGUGCUUGCACUAAUGACAACGGCCAUCAAUUCUCUCGUGAUGACUGCAAUAAUUGUGACAAGAAAGCUCCACCACCCUGCCAACUAUCUAAUCUGCUCUCUUGCAGUGACUGAUUUCCUUGUGGCAGUCCUAGUGAUGCCCUUCAGCAUUGUCUACAUUGUAAAGGAGACCUGGAUCAUGGGGCAAGUGGUGUGUGACAUUUGGCUGAGCGUGGACAUUACGUGCUGCACAUGUUCCAUCUUGCACCUCUCUGCCAUCGCCUUGGACCGGUACAGAGCAAUCACGGAUGCUGUGGAAUAUGCACGGAAAAGGACACCUAAGCAUGCUGGCAUCAUGAUUGCAGUGGUAUGGAUCAUAUCCAUUUUUAUCUCCAUGCCGCCUUUGUUUUGGCGGCACCAGACGACCAGCAGGGAUGACGAAUGCAUCAUCAAACAUGACCACAUUGUUUUCACCAUUUACUCUACAUUUGGCGCCUUCUACAUCCCGCUAGCCUUGAUUCUGAUCCUUUAUUACAAGAUAUACAAGGCAGCAAAGACAUUUCACAGAAGAAGCAUCAGCCGGAUCGUAAGGGAGGAGGUAAAUGGGCAAGUCCUUUUGGACGCAGGUGAAAGAAGCACCAAAUCGGCUUCAAUGCCCAGCACAGCGGAGAAGACAUCAGAUCCACUGGUGAACUGCGAUAAAAACAAUAUCACCCUACGAAGCCCCAGGUCUGAAUCUAAGCACGAGAAGUCCUGGAAAAAACAGAGAAUCUCCAGCACAAGAGAGCGAAAGGCAGCAACUACGUUGGGUCUGAUCUUGGGGGCAUUUGUGAUCUGCUGGCUCCCUUUUUUUGUAAAAGAAGUAGUUGUUAAUACCUGUGAAAGAUGUCACAUCUCAGAAGACAUGUCUAAUUUCCUAGCAUGGCUGGGAUAUAUAAAUUCCCUUAUUAACCCUCUAAUCUACACAAUCUUUAAUGAAGAUUUCAAGAGAGCCUUCCAGAAGCUUGUGCGGUGUAGGCAAUAUCUUUAA
This is a messenger RNA of Gymnogyps californianus (California condor), 1101 nucleotides long. It is a transcript of the gene HTR1F, whose product is annotated as 5-hydroxytryptamine receptor 1F. The transcript has a single exon. Gene Ontology annotation, biological process: adenylate cyclase-activating adrenergic receptor signaling pathway. NCBI's taxonomy places the organism in Eukaryota, Metazoa, Chordata, Aves, Accipitriformes, Cathartidae. The record is from RefSeq and is a predicted model, not a curated record. Gene Ontology annotation, molecular function: G protein-coupled serotonin receptor activity. Bases 1 to 1101 code for a protein of 366 amino acids. Gene Ontology annotation, cellular component: plasma membrane.